Molecule: messenger RNA, 948 nt
Organism: Papaver somniferum (opium poppy)
Lineage: Eukaryota; Viridiplantae; Streptophyta; Magnoliopsida; Ranunculales; Papaveraceae
Exons: 1
Coding region: 1-948 (315 amino acids)
Molecular function (GO): nucleic acid binding; RNA-DNA hybrid ribonuclease activity
Source: RefSeq, a predicted model, not a curated record
AUGAGGAAGCAGGGCUAUGAAAUGCCAUCCAGAUGUUGUGUAUGUGUUGAAGAACAGGAUAGUAUGGAGCAUACCUUAUGGAAGUGUAACUUCAGUGUGAAAAUUUGGGACUGGUUGUGUGCCAUUUUUACCUUUCCCAGACCAUUAUCUUUCAGUGAUAUCUGUAAAGCUGCUAGAAAUCAAAGUCCCUUGAUAAAAGAAGUUUGGGUCACAGCUGCAUGUGCUACAAUGAGAGAGUUAUGGUUCCAAAGAAAUGCAAUAUUUUUUGAAGAAGGAAGACCUAAUAUAAACACAUUUAAGUGCAAAAUCUAUCAAGUGGUACAUGAAGGAGGAGGUAGAAUGAAAGGUAAUAGAUGGGGACAAGAUUAUGAUUCUCGGAUUAUAACAUUCUUCAAAUUGGGUACCAGGUAUAUUAAAUUUACUUGCAUCAAAGAAUGUUUUUGGCAUCCUCCUAAAGAAAAUUACAUACAAUUUAGAUGUGAUGGUGCUUCUUUUGGCAACCCUGGAAAUGCAGGAUUUGGAAUAAUUGCUAGGGAUAGUAACUGUCAAGUAAUUGGUACAUUAUCAGGUGGAGUGCGGAUAACAACUAAUUUCAUUGCUGAGAUUUAUGCAGUUCUGUAUGCACUAGAAUGGGCAGUCUAUCUACAUCUUAAGAAAGACAUUAUAAGAUCAGACUCUAAAGCAAUUAUCAUUCUAGCUGACAAUAACAGAGCACCUUGGUAUAUCAGAGCUAGAUGGCAGGCAGUCAUCAAACAAUUUGAAGAUGUUAUUUUUCAGCACUGUUACAGGAAAAUCAACUUCUCAGCUGAUUCAUUAGCAAAGAAGGAUGCAACUUUGACUGCAGGAGAAAGAAUUUGCCACUUGGGGAGACCUCAAACCUUGAAGAGAAUUGAAACGCCUGACACACCAUAUUACAGAUUUGCUAGGUUGCUCCUUAUUUUAGUCUGA